Molossus molossus (Pallas's mastiff bat) is the source of this 6857-nucleotide messenger RNA. RefSeq names its product von Willebrand factor A domain containing 8 (gene VWA8). The record is from RefSeq and is a predicted model, not a curated record. Lineage: Eukaryota; Metazoa; Chordata; Mammalia; Chiroptera; Molossidae. The coding region runs from base 87 to 5795 and encodes 1902 amino acids. Gene Ontology annotation, cellular component: cytoplasm. The transcript is spliced from 45 exons. Gene Ontology annotation, molecular function: ATP hydrolysis activity; ATP binding.
CCCCUCGCCGCGCCGCUUCACGCCGCCCGCCCGGGACGCGGCUCGCCCCGGAGUCCUUCACCAUUCCCGGCAGCGUCCCCCGCCCCAUGCAGUCGCGGCUCCUGCUCCUCGGCGCUCCCGGCGGCCCGGCCGCGCGGCGUGUGCGGCUGCUCCUGCGGCAGGUGGUGCGCGGCCGGCCGGGUGGCGUCGGGCGGCGGUCGGAGGUCAGACUGGUGCACGCCGGGGCGGGGGCCGAGACAGGUGAUACAAUCAGUAUUGGAGAUGUAUCCUACACUUUGAAAACUCCUAAGAGCCCGGAACUUGUGCCACAGAACUAUAUUUCAGACUCUCUGGCUCAAUCUGUAAUUCAGCAUCUAAGAUGGAUAAUGCAGAAGGAUCUUCUGGGGCAGGAUGUCUUUCUGAUAGGACCUCCGGGGCCUCUUCGACGCUCUAUCGCUAUGCAGUACCUGGAGCUGACCAAACGGGAAGUUGAAUACAUUGCCUUGUCCAGGGACACCACGGAAACGGAUCUCAAACAGCGCCGGGAGAUCCGCGCAGGCACGGCCUUCUACAUCGACCAGUGUGCAGUUCGUGCAGCCACAGAAGGCAGAACUCUCAUUCUGGAAGGCUUGGAAAAGGCGGAAAGGAAUGUUUUGCCUGUUUUGAACAACUUGCUGGAAAAUAGGGAGAUGCAGCUUGAAGACGGGCGCUUCCUGAUGUCUGCAGAGCGUUAUGACAAACUUCUCCAAGAUCAUACCAAAACAGAGCUGGAUGCUUGGAAGAUCGUUCGAGUUAGUGAAAAUUUCCGAGUGAUUGCCUUGGGCUUGCCUGUGCCCAGGUACUCUGGGAACCCUUUAGACCCCCCUCUCCGUUCUCGAUUUCAAGCCAGAGAUAUUUAUUAUCUACCCUUCAAGGACCAACUUGAACUGUUAUAUUCUGUUGGAGCCAAUGUUUCUGCUGAAAAAAUUUCUCAGCUUUUGUCCUUUGCCACCACUCUCUGUUCCCAAGAAUCUUCUACUCUAGGACUUCCAGAUUUCCCUUUAGACAGUUUACCAGCUGCAGUUCAAAUCCUGGAUUCCUUUCCUAUGAUGUCAAUCAAACAUGCAAUCCACUGGCUUUACCCGUACACUAUUUUACUAGGAGAAGAAGGGAAGAUGGCUGUGGAAGGUGUUUUAAAACGUUUUGAACUCCAAGAUUCAGGAAGUUCUUUGCUUCCUAAAGAGAUUGUGAGAGUGGAGAGGACAACUGAAAACCACAUCUCCCAGGCUUCCGUGACUGUCCGGAUUGCAGACAAAGAGGUGACCAUUAAGGUGCCAGCUGGAACCAGGCCAUUCAGUCAACCUGGUGCAUCAGAACGUUUUAUACAAACUUUAAGCCAUAAACAAGUACUGGCUGAAAUGAUACAGUCUCACAUGGUUAAAGACAUAUGUUUAAUUGGAGGAAAAGGUUGUGGUAAAACAGUCAUGGCUAAGAACUUUGCAGACACCUUAGGAUACAACAUAGAACCUAUCAUGCUCUAUCAGGACAUGACAGCACGUGAUCUGCUGCAGCAGAGAUACACCCUUCCCAACGGAGACACUGCCUGGCGGUCCUCACCCCUCGUGAACGCUGCCCUAGAAGGAAAGCUGGUCCUCUUGGAUGGCAUACACCGGGUCAACGCAGGCACACUCGCUGUGUUGCAAAGGUUGAUCCACGAUCGGGAGCUGAGCCUCUAUGAUGGCUCUAGGCUGCUGAGAGAAGACAGGUAUAUGCGCUUGAAAGAGGAGCUGCAAAUGUCUGAUGAGCAGCUACAACAGAGAUCCAUUUUUCCUGUCCACCCCUCCUUCAGAAUCAUCGCCUUGGCAGAGCCCCCUGUUAUUGGAAGCACAACACAGCAGUGGCUGGGGCCAGAAUUCUUAACCAUGUUCUUUUUCCAUCACAUGAAACCACUUGUCAAAAGUGAAGAAAUCCAAGUGAUUAAGGAAAUGGUUCCAAAUACACCUCUGGAAGCUUUGGACAAAUUGUUAUCACUUACACACAAACUCAGAGAGACACAAGAUCCAACGGCACAGUCAUUGGCAACAUCGCUUUCUACCAGACAGCUGCUGCGGAUUUCUCGUCGGCUGUCACAGUACCCUAAUGAAAAUCUCCACGGUGCUGUCACCAAAGCCUGCCUUUCCAGGUUUUUACCAAGCCUUGCAAAGUCAGCAUUAGAAAAAAAUCUAGCAGAUGCUUCAAUAGAAAUAAGUGCUAAUGAUAAUCUAGACCCAGAACUGGAAGAUUUCAAAUGUGAAGUAGCAUCUGGCUGUCUGAGGAUUGGAGCUGUCAGUGCACCAGUCUAUAAUGCCCACGAGAAAAUGAAAGUGCCUGAUGUUCUGUUCUAUGACAACAUUCAGCACAUGAUAGUGAUGGAAGAUAUGCUCAAAGACUUUCUUCUUGGAGAACAUCUAUUAUUGGUUGGCAACCAGGGUGUAGGAAAAAACAAGAUUGUUGACAGAUUUCUUCACCUGCUCAAUAGACCUCGAGAAUAUAUCCAGCUUCACAGGGACACCACAGUACAAACCCUUACUCUUCAGCCUUCUGUUAAAGAUGGACUUAUUGUGUAUGAAGACUCGCCUUUGGUUAAAGCAGUAAAAUUGGGUCAUGUUCUGGUAGUAGAUGAGGCAGACAAGGCCCCAACAAAUGUCACCUGUAUUUUAAAAACUCUAGUAGAAAAUGGAGAAAUGAUUCUAGCAGAUGGAAGACGCAUCAUUGCAAAUUCCGCUAAUGUCAGUGGAAGAGAAAAUGUUAUACUGAUUCAUCCUGAUUUUAGGAUGAUUGUUCUAGCCAACAGACCUGGAUUUCCUUUCCUAGGCAACGAUUUCUUCGGCACUUUAGGUGAUAUUUUUAGCUGCCAUGCAGUUGAUAAUCCCAAGCCCCAGUCGGAGCUUGAAAUGCUCAGGCAAUAUGGACCAAAUGUGCCCGAACCCAUCCUGCAGAAGCUUGUGGCUGCCUUUGGAGAGCUGAGGAGUUUAGCUGACCAGGGCAUUAUUAACUACCCUUAUUCUACCAGAGAAGUUGUCAACAUAGUCAAGCACUUACAGAAAUUUCCCACCGAAGGUCUCUCCAGUGUGGUCAGGAAUGUGUUUGACUUUGAUUCCUACAACCACGACAUGAGGGAGAUUUUGAUUAAUACUUUGCACAAAUACGGGAUACCUAUUGGAACAAGACCUACCAGUGUGCAGCUGGCGAAGGAGUUGCCCCUCCCUGAACAGACAUUCAUGGGCUACUGGACAAUUGGCCAGUCAAGAAAUGGAAUGCAAAAACUGUUGUGUCCAGCAGAAACUCAGCAUAUAGACAUAAAGGGCCCAGCACUUAUAAACAUAGAGGAAUAUCCAGUAGAAAGACAUGAAGUACGAUCUCAAACGUUCACUGAAGAAUGUGCUUCCUGGAGGUUGCCAUUGGAUGAAAUCAACAUAAUCUGUGACAUUGCUACAUCACAUGAAAAUGAAGAAAAUACUCUCUAUGUAGUUACAUGCAAUCCUGUUUCCUUAUACUUCAUGAAUAUGGCCGGGAAAAGUGGCUACUUUGUGGACUUUUAUGACAUCUUCCCAAGAACUGCCAGUGGAGUGUGGCACCCAUUUGUGACAGUGGCACCCCUGGGAAAUCCCCUCAAGGGUCAAGUGAUUCUCCAUGAGCAGCAGAGUCAUGUCAUCUUGUUGUUGGAUACCAUUGGCCGAGCCCUUCGUCGUCUCGUUCUCACUUCAGAAGAAGUUACAUCUAAGAGACCUUCCUGGUGGAACAAGGAAGAAGCCGAAACUUAUAAAAUGUGUAGAGAAUUUUCGCACAAAAACUGGCUGGUGUUCUACAAAGAAAAAGGGAACAACUUGACUGUGCUGGAUGUGCUAGAAGGGCGAACUCAUACCAUCUCACUUCCCAUCGAGCUCAAGACAGUUUUCCUUGUAGCAGAGGACAAAUGGCUUCUGGUGGAGAACAAAACAAACCAGAAGUACCUUUUAACCAAGCCUGCACACAUUGAGUCCGAGGAUAGCGGGGCUUGCCAGUUGUAUGUGCUGAAGGAGGAGCCGCCCAGCACAGGGUUUGGAGUUACGCAAGAAACAGAUUUCAGCAUACCUCAUAAAAUUUCAAGUGACCAGCUAUCGUCUGAGAAUCUGAGUUCAGCUGUGGGACAAAAGAUUGCUUCUCCUAACCGUAUUCUCUCCGAUAACAAUAGUUAUGCUACAGUUGUCAUUGGUUUCCCAGAUCUUAUGUCACCCAGUGAAGUUUAUUCUUGGAAAAGGCCAUCAUCUUUGCAUAAGUCAGGGUUCACUGAUACUGCCUUCUACGGAGGAAAGAAGAGAAGUGGAACUCCCAAACAGAGCAACUGCGUGACUCUCACAGAGACCAAUCAGGUCGCCAGGAUUCUGCCCCCAGGAGAAGUCCCUCUGAAAGACAUCUACCCAAAAGAUGUUACGCCCCCACAGACAUCUGGUUAUAUAGAAGUCACUGAUCUUCAAUCAAAGAAACUCCGAUAUAUCCCUAUUCCCAGAUCAGAAUUUCUCUCCCCAUACACCACAUGGCUAUCUACUAUCUCCGACACAGAUGCGCUGCUGGCUGAGUGGGGCAAAGGCGGUGUGGUUACUGUCGAUAUGGGAGGUCGCGUCAGGCUCUGGGAAACUGGCCUUGAGCACCUGCAGCGCUCACUCAUGGAAUGGAGAAACAUGAUUGGACAAGAGGACAGACAUAUGCAGAUAACGAUCAACAGAGACAGUGGUGAAGACGUGAGUUCCCCCAAACACGGGAAGGAGGAUCCUGACAACAUGCCCCACGUGGGCGGCAACACCUGGGCGGGCGGAACAGGGGGAAGAGACACUGCAGGCCUGGGCGGCAAAGGAGGGCCUUACCGGCUGGAUGCGGGCCACACCGUGUACCAGGUCUCUGAGGCCGAGAAAGAUGCGGUUCCCGAGGAGGUGAAGAGAGCCGCGAGGGAGAUGGGCCAGAGAGCCUUCCAGCAGAGGCUGAAGGAGAUCCAGAUGAGUGAAUAUGAUGCUGCAACUUACGAGAGGUUUUCAGGGGCCGUCCGAAGGCAGGUGCACUCCCUCCGAAUCAUCCUGGAUAAUUUACAGGCUAAAGGUAAAGAAAGACAGUGGCUAAGACACCAAGCUACUGGGGAACUCGAUGAUGCCAAGAUCAUUGAUGGACUGACUGGAGAGAAAGCCAUCUACAAACGCCGGGGUGACCUGGAGCCACAAGUGGGAAGCCCCCAACAGAAACCCAAGCGCCUGCGCCUGGUGGUGGAUGUGUCCGGCAGCAUGUACCGCUUCAACGGGGUGGAUGGCCGUCUGGAGCGCUCGAUGGAGGCUGUGUGUAUGGUAAUGGAAGCCUUCGAGAACUAUGAAGAGAAGUUCAAGUAUGACAUCAGUGGACAUUCUGGAGAUGGCUACAACAUCGACCUGGUUCCCGUGAACAAAAUCCCCAAGGACAAUAAGCAGAGACUAGAGAUUCUGAAGACCAUGCAUGCCCACGCUCAGUUCUGCAUGAGUGGGGACCACACGUUAGAGGGGACAAAACAUGCCAUCCAGGAAAUUGUCAAAGAAGAAGCUGACGAGUACUUUGUCAUCAUCCUGAGUGAUGCAAACCUGUCACGAUAUGGAAUACAUCCUGCCAACUUUGCCCAGAUCCUGACAAGCAACCCUCAAGUAAAUGCUUUCGCCAUUUUUAUUGGAUCUUUAGGUGAUCAAGCAGCCAGGCUGCAGAGGACUUUACCGGCUGGCCGGUCUUUCAUUGCCAUGGAUACCAAGAACAUCCCUCAAAUUUUACAACAGAUCUUUACCUCCACCAUGUUGUCCAGUAUCUGAGCGUGUCCUCGUCCUGAGCCCCGGGGUCCGCAGUGGAAGGAAAGGGGGCGCAGUGACGCGGCCCACGCAGUGCGGGCCGCCGGCAGCUCUGCUCUCCCCACGCUCGUCCGGUGUCAGAGUUCCGAACCGUGGCCGGGAGGGCUUGUGUCUGGAAACCACCUCCACCGAUAGCUUUACAAACAAUCGAGGAAGCAAGGCGGCCUGCGUUUUAUAAAAGGUGAGGGAUAAAGGAAGGCGGUUGGACAACUGUGGUACUUAGUCUGUUUCCAAAAACCCGAGGGAAAGAGAAUACUGAACUUCUGCCUUAACGCGUCAUCUGGUCACCUAAGAUAACGAAAAUGACCUCGUCGCGCUGAGCCUGGAGGCCUCAUUCUGACACGCAUUGACGAGUCUACACAAACCCACCCAACUCGUUCCUGCCCAAUAAUUAUUUUUAUUUUCUCCCCUACUUUGUGUUGCCCAACAAUGACGUGAUAGUGUUAAACCCGCUGAGCAGUCCUGCUAACCACGGCAUUUUAUGAAAGGUUGGAUUUUCUCAGUAAUUCCAUUUUCUUGGCCAAAACCGAAAGGAAUCAAAAGAUCCUUGGAUUGCUUCCUUUCCCACGUGACUUUUAAAAGGUUCUUGAAAUAAUAAAGAGCAAAUGCCCUGUUCUCUGUGCUGCCGGGACUGGAGGGACAGAGGACGCCUGGCCUCGGGUUUCCUGCUGCUGCUUGUUCUCCUGCAGCCUCGCGGAUUCCACACUGCUCCCCUCCGGCCCAGACGCAGUGCUCGCCUAAUACCUGCCUGUGUUGUACUGGAAGCAAACCAAAAACAAGGCAGUAUAUUGGAACUGAAUGAUAACUGGAGAUUUCUUUAGCUGUUCAAAAAAUACUCUUUUUAAGCCUGAUUCUUUUUCUUUCAAAGUGUACCUUACUCCCACCCUGUCUUGGGCUGACCUUUAUUAAUCAAUAGGCUCGAUGUCACUUUGUUUAAAAUCAAAUGCUUCAGCCCUGGCCAGUAUUGCCCAGUGGUUAGAGUGUAGGCCCGUGGGCCAGAGGGUCCCGGGUUCGGUUCCCACUAAG